Setaria italica (foxtail millet) is the source of this 1556-nucleotide messenger RNA. RefSeq names its product peroxidase 39. The transcript is spliced from 4 exons. The record is from RefSeq and is a predicted model, not a curated record. Gene Ontology annotation, cellular component: plant-type cell wall; plasmodesma. Gene Ontology annotation, molecular function: heme binding; peroxidase activity. NCBI's taxonomy places the organism in Eukaryota, Viridiplantae, Streptophyta, Magnoliopsida, Poales, Poaceae. Gene Ontology annotation, biological process: response to oxidative stress; hydrogen peroxide catabolic process. The coding region runs from base 312 to 1355 and encodes 347 amino acids.
GUUGCCAUAACAUAACACAGGUGGUUUGUUUAUCUUGUCAGGAGGUUUCUGAAUUUGGUUCGGCUUCUGAAUUCUGAUACUGGUUUCAGUAAUUCAGUGUUAAGUAAGCUCUUGACCGACACAAAACAAAGAAGAUAUUCCAUGUAUUUAUAGACAGGCUCAGCUCACCAAACUUGUUUGUUGUAGACUUGUACUCUUGCGCCGCAGCGCCACACACACCCUGCUAGUUGCUACUCUAAACCAGUACAAAGCAACACAGUUCAGUAGGUUGAGUGAGUGAGUGAGCCUUGCAUUGUGUCGGCUAGGUGGCAAUGGCGACGAGCAGGCCGUUAAGCAGCUCGAGCUGGAGGAGGAGUGCCAUGGCCAUGGCAAUGGUGGUCGUGCUUGCCGGCAGCGUGACCGGCGCGCGCGGGCAGCUCAGGAUGGGGUUCUACGACAAGAGCUGCCCGGGGGUGGAGCGGCUGGUCGGCGCUUUCGUCCGGCAGCACGUCGACCGCGUGCCCACCGUCGCCGCCGCGCUGCUCCGGCUGCACUUCCACGACUGCUUCGUCAGGGGCUGCGACGCGUCCGUGCUGCUCAACUCGACCGCCGGCGGCGUGGCGGAGAAGGACGCGCCGCCGAACCUGACGCUGCGCGGCUUCGACUUCGUCGACCGCGUCAAGGCCCUCGUCGAGGAGGCGUGCCCCGGCGUCGUCUCCUGCGCCGACGUCCUCGCGCUCGCCGCCCGGGACGCGGUCGCCGCCAUUGGCGGGCCGUCGUGGCGCGUGCCGACGGGGAGGAGGGACGGCACGGUGUCGAGCAUGCAGGAGGCGCUCGACGAGAUCCCCAAGCCGUCCAUGAGCUUCAAGCAGCUCACCGACCUGUUCGCCACCAAAGGCCUUGGCGUCCGUGAUCUCGUGUGGCUCUCAGGCGCGCACACGAUCGGCAUCGCCCACUGCUCGUCCUUCGCCGACCGCCUCUACGGCCACCCCGGCGCCGGCGCCGGCAACGACACAACCGACCCGACCCUCGACGCCGCCUACGCCGCCAACCUCCGCCGGCGCAAGUGCCGGGCGCCGAGCGGCGGGUUCGCCGAGGACGCCGUCGUGGAGAUGGACCCGGGCAGCCACCUGACGUUCGACCUGGGCUACUACCGCGCGCUGCGCAAGCACAGGUGCCUGCUCCAGUCCGACGCCGCGCUGCUCACCGACCCGGCGGCGCGGGCCGACGUCGAGAGCGUCGCGGGUGGGCCCGACGAGGUGUUCUUCCAGCUGUUUGCGCGGUCCAUGGCGACACUGGGGACGGUUCAGGUCAAGACGGGCGCCGAGGGGGAGAUCAGGAGGAACUGCGCCGUCGUCAACUCCCCCUCCAACUGAUUUUCUCCGUUAUUCUUUCUAGGGAUUUUCAGUGGAGGAUGUGUCAUCUUGCUCUUGCAUUUUGGUCAUUUGAAGUCGUUAUAGCUACUGAAAUUUUGUUGAGGUUUCCUCUUUGUUGCGUUUGAUGUUAACUGUCGAACGUUGCUGCUGUUGUGUUGCAACUUCCAGCCUACACAGCUACUAUCAAUAGUCUUGAAAAUA